UUUGACCUCUGAUUUCCACGGUAAAGCUCGAGCUCCUCUGUCGUUGAUCACUGCUGUUUCUUGUGUUUUGAAUGGUGAACCACUUCUCAGCUGAUUUGUUCCAGGAUGGCAGAGGAGGCAGAGCCGAGUUUAUCUCAGCGAGCGGAGAGGAAAGCUUUGGAAAAAGCGAAAAUCCUACAAAGAGAGAGCGAGAGGAAAACAUUCAGACUGGUAAGACGAGUUAACGCAAGAGCUGGAAGAACUGAGCUAACCGGCUAAAGUAGCUGUUGUUCACUGUGGCUCAGGUGUUUUAAAUCAGUCAGUUCGACCAGGUUUUUUCCUCUCGACUUGGUUUAAGGUUGGACGGGUGCUGAAGAAACCCGAGGCUGAGCGGUCGGAGGAAGAGGCCGCGGUGUUGCUGCUGCACAGAGACACAGUGGAGGAGCUCUGCAGGAGACAAGUCCGCAGGAAUGUGCUGAAGAGGAAGCAGGAGGAGGUGAAGGAAACAAGGACCGUGUGAUCAAGAUGGAUCUGAUCCACAGAGGUCCAUACUCUCAGAGUCAAAGAGUCAGGAUAAUUCAGUGAUGUCUGACUCCAAAAGUGCCUGUAAUAAAACUACAGAGUCAUGAAAACACUACUAAAGUGAAAGUAACACAAAGUUUGUAUUAACAUGAACGUGUGAUAAUGUACAUACAUGAGAACACUACCACCAUCUCACUGGUUAUGUCUCUUUAGAUAUGGAAUAAUGAUGGUUUUAAUUAACUUUAAUGCUGUUGCCUGUAAUGGAGCAAACUGGGCUCAUCCCACACCAAAUGAUUGUCCGUAAGAGGCAUGGACUUGUAUGCACUUGGCUAUCUCACCAGGAGCGAUUUGGGGUUCAGCGUCUUGCAUAAAACUUUCUGACAUGUAUUUGCGGGUGCUGACAUCAACCGUUCUGGUUAAAGUCAUCUUAACUGUCCCACUGAGCCAAAGCCACCUCUAUGCUUUCAGUGUUCAUAUUUGCCGUGGACCCGGACCAUGAGUUAGAAAAGAAAGAGGGGAAAAAAAACAAACGUAUUGUAGUUGUUACUUAAUAUGACAGAAACAUUUGCUUGUUAGCAUUAAAUGUCUUAUUUCUUGUGUAUUCUGCAGGUGUUUGAUGAUGCUGAUGACUUGAAAAAUAAAGUCAAGCAGCUUGCUGAUGCAGUCAAAGAAGCCAAACACUUGGUCGUUUACACUGGAGCCGGAAUCAGUACAGUAUGUCAAGCUCUGCCUCUUUAGGUCCCCUUUUCUUUAAUUAAUUCAUUUAUUUUUUGGACUGAUGGUGUCUUUUUUUUUAUAGGCUGCUUCCAUCCCAGACUACAGGGGCCCUAACGGGGUGUGGACUCUGCUGCAGAAGGGGCGAACAGUCAGGUGAGAGAUCAAAUCUCCUGUACGUGGUUUGAUAAAUGCUGUGUAUUCUCUAAAUGCUGACUGCCGCUGUCAUCUUGUUUGAAACAGUUCCUCUGACCUGAGUAAAGCUGCGCCGACCCUCACACACAUGUGUAUAAAGAUGUUGCACAAAGAAAAGCUGGUAUGUGAAACCUUGGUUGUUCAUGUGGUCUACACUGAUGGAUGUGUCAUUAUUUCUCUUGUAUCCUCAUGUUUCCUGUAUGUUUGCUCUCAAGGUAAAACAUGUUGUUUCUCAAAACUGUGAUGGACUUCACUUACGUAGCGGACUGUCUAGACAAGCCCUGUCUGAGCUUCAUGGAAACAUGUUCAUUGAGGUAAGACACACUCAUAUUCUUCAUCUUCAAGCUUUCAGGCGUUAACUCACACACACACUGCUCCUGCCUCUUUUAUUGGGUGACCCUUACACGCUGUUUUUCGUCUUCUCACCAGGUGUGUACGUCCUGCUCUCCGGUUAGGGAGUAUGUACGUUUAUUUGACGUAACAGAACGGACGUCGCUGCACAGACACGGAACAGGUCGCAGCUGCAGACACUGUGGAGAUGAACUCAGGGACACCAUUGUGCACUUUGGGGAACGCGGGACACUGGAGCAACCUCUAAACUGGAAGGGGGCUGCAGAGGCUGCCGAGAUGGCGGAUGUUAUCCUCUGUUUGGGCUCCAGUCUAAAGGUAGGGGGUAUAAACCACAAUGUGCCAAAUGUAGUUCAAGAACUGAAAUGUAAUACUGUUGUAUUUCCUUAAACUCAUACUGAAAUUUUAAUUUCCCUUUAGGCAGAAUUGUUCUUUAAUAAAAUAAUUUACCUAGAAAGUGAAUACAUCUGUUUCACUCUUAUACUGGUAGAUAUAGACCUACGCCCAAUAAACACUUUUAAUAAUAUAACCAUAAGGGUGCGUUUUGUCCAGCUAAACUUGCAUGUUGUGAAACACUAGAUUAAUGAUCUCCUUAUGUUCUGUUUCUUAUCUUUGUAGGUGUUGAAGAAAUAUGCGUGUCUGUGGUGCAUGAACAGACCAGCAAACAAAAGGCCAAAACUCUACAUUGUAAACCUCCAGGUACAUUAAAGGGAUAUUCUGGCGUAAAUUUAGGUUAGGGUCAAACACACCAUAACACUGAGUUAGACAACCCCUUGAGAGAUGAAAGUUGCCGAUCGCUUGCUUCUCUAGUUAUACCAACCUCAACCAAAACGCCACUCUAGAGCCACAAAUAAUGCUCAGAACAGCACCUAACUUCAUCAACAGUACAUAUAGGGUCCCAGCCAUAGUACUAGCCACCAAACAUCUUUUUAGCUUUGCCUGAUUUCUUUAGCAAAGAGACUAAACACAACUCACCCGCUCUCUUCCAGCAGCCGCUUGUUUAUGGGGGGGGGCCUGACGAGUCAAUCACUGAGUGCAGCAGAUCAUUUCCAUGAAGUAUUAAUCAUCAUAUCAAUCAUUUUGCACUGCAGACACGGAAGUUCUUCUGCCUUAGCGUCUCAGUCUGAUUGCAUUUCCAUGAAGAAAUGAUCAUAAAUGUUCUUCCUUGAGCUGUGUAACCCCACUGUAGUCCGUAAUGGACUGGCCUGAGGUCUCCAUACAAACAAGCAGCUGCUGGAAGAGAGUGGGUGAGUUGUGUUUAGUCUCUUUGCUAAAGAAACCAGGCAAAGUCAAAAAGAUGUUCUAUGGCUGGGACCCUAUAUGUCCUGUUGGUGAAGUUAGGUGCUGUUCUGAGCAUUUUUUGUGGCUACAGAGUGGCGUUUUGGUUGAGGUUUACACAUGGAGACAUAGACCGCCGUGUAUUGCUAUCGUGCAGUCGUUGGUGAAGUUGGUAUAACUAGAGAAACAAGCAGUCGACAACAUUCAUCUCUCAAGGGGGUGUCUAACUCAGUGUUCUGGUGUGUUUGACCCUAACUUAAUUUUACGCUGGAAUAUCCCUUUAAGCUUUCUCUUUUAAGCUGAGCAAGAUGCAGAUGUAUUUCUGUCUUAUAUGUGGCUAAACACGUGGAUCUACCUUUGUUCCAGUGGACUCCGAAGGAUGACCUGGCUGUGCUGAAAAUUAAUGGCAAGUGUGAUGACGUUAUGAGGUUUCUAAUGGAGGAGCUGAGCCUUCAGAUUCCUGUAUAUGACAGGUAAGGACUUUAUGUAGUUAUUUGGGGAAUAGCUUUUCAAAUAGACUAGGCUGUUCUUGCUGCACAACUUAUUUAUUUGAGAAGAUGGAAAAUAGUAAAACAUUGUUCUUUUUACUCUGACAUUACUUGUACUCUAAGGUCUCUGCAGUAUCCCUUGCUUACUCAGACAAAUAAAACAGACAUGUUGAGCUUUAAGAUGUCUACUUCUGUCCCCGUAGAGUGGAGGACCCCAUCUUCAGUCUCGCUACACCCCUGCAGCCAGAAGAAGUUGACAGCUACACUCGUGAGGUCAUAGCUCCCCCUGAUGGCCAGGAAGACGGUUCACCUGACUGCAGGGAGCUGGCGGAGGAAGGCCAAGCUGUGCAGGGUGGCUGGUUUGGACGAGGUUAUGGCAAAGGGCGGAAGAAGAAGAAAGCUGCCUCAUCUUAAGGACACAAAUGAUGACGUAUAUGAAGAUUUCAGGCUCAUCAUGAGGAUGAGACAAACUCCAGGGUGCUGUUACGCAUUGGUGUCAAUUUGCCAAAUGCAGUUUGUGUGUUUUGAAGCGUGUGUGAGAAAGAAACGGUGAUAUUUAGAUGACACUUUGCAACAUCAACAUAUUCAUCCUACAGUUUAGAUUAAUCAGCCACAUCUCAAAGUGGCUUUGGGCGGCUGAUACCAAAAUACAACCUCAUUUAGCAGUGUAACCUGGGGCAUGUCGCUCUAGUACAAUUUUACGUCAAAUUCAACAAACACUCCCUUACAUUCUUCCAGCCGUCUGCUUUGUGUUUGCUGAAGUAAAAGCAGUGUUUGAACACUGACUCCUGAAAGAAUGACAGCAGAGCUCAGAGACGGUUGAACUCUGUUAGUUAUAUGUUUAACUUAUUUGAUGUGCAACAUGCUGCUGGAUUUAACACUAUCUAGAUGUUGAUUCUGAUGCAGGAGGAUAUUGUUUUUUUGUUCAAUUGAAGUGAAGAGGUGGAAGAAACCAGAAGAAAAUCAGCAGUAAACUGGAGACCAGUUCCUGCCGCUGAGCUGUACAGCCUUAACUGGUUAGAGAGUCAGUUUAUACAUGUUCUUUUUUUGAGCGCCAGACAUUUUUUAAUUUUUACAGGUGAUUUCAAAUGUUGCUGAAUGUAGCAUUUUGUGUUGAUGUUUGUUUUAAUGAAUUUGUUUACUGAAAUGAUUAGCUAAGCUAACAUUUACCUUAGCUUCACUGUCACCUCACCUCAGGUUUGCAGGCUCUGUAGUACAGCUACUACUUUGCACGUUUUUGUUUACUCAGAUUAUUGAAUUUUCCUACCGUAUGUUUACAUCUAAAACAUGGUGCAGAUGCUCUGCUGUUGUCGCUUAUUUUAUGUACAGCAGUGUAAGAAGAAGUCAGUUUAUGAGAAAAUAUUACUCAAACUUUAAGUUCUUUGUUUUCCUUCUGUCAGUUACUGUUUGUUCUCUUAAUAUGUCUCAGGAAGAAUUGGCGUUAAUAAUAAUGUCAUCGUUCUUUACUGUGUUAGAUACCACAAAAGUCAUUAUGUGUCUGUGUUAAGCAUUCCUAACGCUCGAGCCAGAGGUCAAACUGGAUGUGAAUACUCUGGUUUUGUUGUAUUUUGUUUAAAAAAGGUGUUCUAUUUCUGAAACAGUAAAUUGUUUCUGUUUUUUAUUCCCAGAGUUUACAAUUGUACAUGCCAUAAACCUUGAAUUCAUAUGCUUUGUUAUAUUUGCAGUAUUUUUAUUGUUGCACACUUCAUCAGUAGACUUGACAGCACCCUAGACUAACCUGUUCUAUUUUGCAAUUUGUUCUCAGUCAUGCAAAAGGUGAUGGUCUGUGCCUUCAUGUUUCCUAAAGAUUGAUCAAAAAUUAAUCUCUUCUUGUAAUUGAAACUAGAUGACCCGUGAGAUGAUAUCGUGUAGCUGCUUUAGAGGCUUAUGACCUACCUUACUUACAAACUUUGUCUGUGCAUCAAAAAAAUCAUUGUAGCAAUUUCAGUUCAGUGAUAAAGUUUUAUUAAGGGGCACAGUGUAAAGUUAACUACUGAAACUUGUUUUCAUCAAUGUAAUAAUCAAUAUCUGAUUCACUGAUGUAAAAAUACAUCACGUCCACUUUAUAGAUUCUACUUGAAAAGAAACCAUUGAGACACCACUCCCCCUACUGCUCUUCUGCCAGUGUCUGGGUUGUAUUUUUGUUUGCUUUUUCCAACAAUGUACUGUCAUAUUAUGUCAAUCUUUUUUUUUAUAUGAUAAACUUUGAUUUGAAAACAUUUUA
Xyrichtys novacula (pearly razorfish) is the source of this 5748-nucleotide messenger RNA. The record is from the annotation of a GenBank genome assembly. NCBI's taxonomy places the organism in Eukaryota, Metazoa, Chordata, Actinopteri, Labriformes, Labridae.